This is a messenger RNA of Anopheles nili, 1995 nucleotides long. It is a transcript of the gene Got2, whose product is annotated as aspartate aminotransferase, mitochondrial. The record is from RefSeq and is a predicted model, not a curated record. Gene Ontology annotation, molecular function: pyridoxal phosphate binding; L-aspartate:2-oxoglutarate transaminase activity. NCBI's taxonomy places the organism in Eukaryota, Metazoa, Arthropoda, Insecta, Diptera, Culicidae. The transcript has 4 exons. Bases 90 to 1382 code for a protein of 430 amino acids. Gene Ontology annotation, biological process: biosynthetic process; L-aspartate catabolic process. Gene Ontology annotation, cellular component: mitochondrion.
AAUCAUACCAGGACUUAAGUAAAAGGACUGAUUGUACGCCGUACUUUGCUUCCCUGUGACCCUCGGUGAAAGCGGUGCGUGACGGAAAGAUGGCUUGUUCGAAAGCACUCCAGCGCAGCUCAGCUGUUUUGCUGCGGAAUGUACUGCCAGCCCAAGGCCAGCUGGCGAUUCGCGCUAGCUCUUGGUGGAGUGGCGUACAGAUGGGCCCACCGGAUGUUAUUCUGGGUGUAACGGAGGCCUUCAAGCGCGACACAAAUGCGAAAAAGAUCAACCUGGGUGUUGGAGCUUACCGAGACGACAAUGGCAAACCAUUCGUACUGCCGAGUGUGAAAAAGGCCGAAAAACGGCUGGCAGAGAAGCAGCUGGAUCACGAGUACUCGCCCAUUGGUGGAACGGCCGAGUUUUGCAAGCACAGCAUCCUGCUGGCGCUGGGUGAAGAUAGCGAGCACGUGGCGAACGGUCUCAAUGCCACCGUGCAGGGUAUCAGUGGAACUGGAGCGCUUCGCAUCGGUGGCGCAUUCUUGUCCAGCUUCUUCCCCGGACCGAAGGAUAUCUAUCUGCCGACGCCGUCCUGGGGUAACCAUGGACCUAUCUUCCGCCACUCGGGGUUGAACGUUAAGUCAUACCGUUACUAUGACCCAUCGACCUGUGGCUUCGAUUUCAAUGGGGCGCUAGAGGAUCUUUCGAAAAUUCCCGAGAAGUCCAUUGUACUGCUGCAUGCUUGCGCACACAACCCUACCGGUGUGGAUCCGAAACCGGAACAGUGGGCAGAAAUGUCGGCGGUCAUCAAGAAGCGCAAUCUCUUCCCAUUCUUCGAUAUGGCUUACCAGGGUUUUGCCAGUGGAGAUGUCGACAAGGAUGCGCUAGCUGUGCGCUCGUUUCUCCGUGAUGGCCAUCAGAUUGUGUUGGCCCAGAGCUUUGCGAAGAAUAUGGGCUUGUACGGCGAACGUGCCGGAGCGUUUUCGCUGAUCGCGGGCAGUAAAGACGAAGCCGACCGAACGAUGUCGCAGAUUAAGAUUAUAAUCCGACCGAUGUAUUCGAACCCCCCAAUCAACGGUGCCCGGCUGGUGGCAGAGAUCCUGGGCGACAAGCAGCUGCGCCAGGAGUGGUUGAGCGACGUGAAGCUGAUGGCGGAUCGUAUCAUAUCCGUACGUUCGACGCUGCGCAAUAACCUCAAGGAUCUAGGCUCGUCCCGCAACUGGUCGCACAUUACCGACCAGAUUGGAAUGUUCUGCUUUACCGGCAUGAACCAGCAGCAGUGCGAACGCCUGACGAAGGAAUUUAGCGUCUAUUUGACCAAGGACGGACGUAUUUCGAUGGCUGGAGUUACGUCGAAAAACGUUAAAUACCUAGCCGAAGCUAUCCAUGCCGUUACGAAGUAGACAACUAAUAACUUUUAUUUUGCGAGAAAAAAGAGAAUGUGGGCUGUCAUGUUAAAUUUAGCGCAUUUAGAAUGCAUUUUCUUCAUCAAUCCCGUACAGUGCUUUGAACAAUACCGCUGAGGCAAAAAACAAAAACAAAGUAAUAUUAUGCGACACGUUUCCUAAAUGGACGAAAGAUGUAUUUACGGAAGGCAUUUUUGUACCCAUUUAUCUAAUAUAGCACCUUUGCGACCUAGUUUGUAUAGAACGUAGCGCUGCACAGUUAUCGACGGCGUGUUCUGAUGAAUAACGCCUUCAUAUCAAAUGAAAUUGAGACUAGAACAGAAGCUUAGCUUUACCGAAAUCAAUCAAAUUGAUGGUUAGCGUAUAUUUUGUUAUUGUUUUCAUUUUUGAGCACCUCUUUCGGAUACUUUUUCUAUUACAUUUGAUAUUCUUGAAAUAUACACCACAGUAAGUGCACUGAUGAGCACAUUAGUAUUGUAGCUAAACAGGGAUGGUGCAGGCAAAAAAAGGUUAAAAGGCUGUAAUGAUGAAACUGUUUCCAAGAGCUCGAGCUGGGUGUAUUUAAACCAAAAUAGAUGACUGCUGGUAGUAAAACGUCCUACACAUCACU